Messenger RNA from Chenopodium quinoa (quinoa), 1583 nucleotides. Its product is annotated as stearoyl-[acyl-carrier-protein] 9-desaturase, chloroplastic-like. The record is from RefSeq and is a predicted model, not a curated record. Lineage: Eukaryota; Viridiplantae; Streptophyta; Magnoliopsida; Caryophyllales; Amaranthaceae. The coding region runs from base 249 to 1427 and encodes 392 amino acids. Gene Ontology annotation, cellular component: chloroplast stroma. The transcript has 3 exons. Gene Ontology annotation, biological process: fatty acid metabolic process. Gene Ontology annotation, molecular function: stearoyl-[ACP] desaturase activity.
UUCUUUCCCAUAACUCUAUCAGAAUUUAUUGUUAAGUGUUGAAUUAUUAGAGUCUAAUAUUUGAUAAAGUAGUUAUAUAUGUUGUAUUCAAAUCUUUAGUGAGCCUAUACUUAAGCCCAUUUCGAAGACUAAUCUAACAUCAUAGAACUUCAAUGUGUUUCAUUAUUUCAUCUACCUUCAACGUUUGUGUUUUCAUUAGCCUAAGAUUUGCUUAAUUGUGAUCAGAACUACUGAAGAACACGUAAAGCAUGCAAACAACAAUGGCUCUAAGUUUGUACACUCUCCCACAAGUGAGCACUCUCAAUGUCAAAGCUUCGAAAUUCUGCAUGACCUUUACUCUCGACCACUCCUCUCCUAAGGGAGUCGAAAGUCUAAAGAAGCCUUAUAGCCCAGGACGCGAGAUGGUUAUUAAUCAAGUAGCACAUUCUAUGGCACCCGAAAAGAUUGAGAUCUUCAAAUCGUUGGAAAAUUGGGCAGAAGAGAGUCUUUUGAUGUAUUUAAAACCUGUUGAAAAAUGUUGGCAGCCUCAGGAUUUUCUACCUGAUGCAACUUCACAGGGUUUUUACGAUCAAACCAAAGAGCUGCAGGAGAGAGCCAAUGAGAUUCCAGAUGAUUUCUUUGUUGUUUUGGCAGGACAUAUGAUUACAGAAGAUGCUCUUCCAACUUACCAGACAAUGCUUAAUACAUCGGAUGGAGUCAGAGAUGAAACCGGUUCUAGUCCGACUUCAUGGGCAACUUGGACUAGAGCUUGGACUGCUGAAGAAAACAGACAUGGUGAUCUUCUUAACAAAUAUCUGUAUCUCUCUGGUCGUGUUGAUAUGAGAGCCAUCGAGAAAACGAUCCAGUAUUUGAUUGGGUCAGGAAUGGAUCCGAAAACAGAGAACAAUCCAUAUUUGGGAUUCAUAUACACGUCGUUUCAAGAAAGGGAAACAUUCAUUUCACAUGGCAAUGCAGCAAGGCUUGCCAAACAGCAUGGUGAUCUGAAACUAGCACAAAUUUGUGGCAUAAUUGCUGCAGAUGAGAAACGCCACGAAAAUGCUUACAGCAAAAUAGUGCAGAAACUGUUUGAAAUCGAUCCUGACACAACCAUCCUUGCUUUUGCUGAUAUGAUGAGGAAGAAGAUCUCUAUGCCGGCCCAUUUCAUGUAUGAUGGCAGCGACUGCAAUUUGUUUGAUCACUUUGCUGCUGUUGCUGCUCGGCUUGGAGUUUACAGUGCCAAGGACUAUGCUGAUGUUAUGCAGUAUUUUGUGGGCUAUUGGCAAGUUGAGAAGCUUAUUGGUCUUUCGUCUGAAGGGCGUAAGGCUCAGGAAUAUGUAUGUAGUUUACCUCAAAGAAUUAGAGUUAUAGACCAUAGGGCUCGAGAGAGGGCAAAACAAGCAUCUUAUUUUCCUUUUAGUUGGGUCCAUGGAAGAGAAGUUGAGCUUUGAGUUCUGGAUUCUAAGGUCUAAAAAAAAACUAACAAAAAUACUCGUUGGUCGUUUGGUUGCACUUGGGAAGUUACAGUCUUCCCUUGUAUUUGCAAUCCUGAUGUAUUUGCAAGUUCUAUGUAUUUUCACUUUCUUUGAAUUGACUAAUAUUGUUAG